GGCAGUGUUUUCCAGCGCGUGUAGUGUGCUCGUGUCACGCUGUUGUUGUCUCUCUCCUCCCGUCAGUCAGUGAGUGUGAGGCUGCAGUCAGUGAUGAUCCCAGCAGCAGACCACACCACAGCAGCGCGCCAUUCACGCGGCAUUUUUCCUUUGAUGUAUAUUUGAAUGUCACACUGGAAUAUAGAAUUUUCUUUCGAAUCGGCCGAGCGAGCGUUCAUGCAAAUGAACUAAAGGCGUACGUGCGACUCUGACCUCACACUGACUGGAAUCGCGCGGUGUAAGUCACACGGGACACCGUCUGAACAUCAACACUGCACUGCCACAUUCGCACCCUCCGCCGUCUUUAUGGAAACCAAGUACCGUCAGGCAUCAUUGGGCUCUCUGGUUUGUACCCAGGACGAGGAGCCUGUCACAAACCAGCCGGGGACCACCGGGGUCGGAUCGGACUCUUUCCCAUGUCUGCGCCCCCUCACUUUCCCCCAGCAGUCCAAUGAGGACGUGCGGCGCUCGGGAGAGGUCACCGUUACAGUCAAGGAGAAAGCUGAGAGUGUCGAUAGGAUUUGUUCUUCCCCAAAUGAUGUUUCUACCUCCAAACCCACUGUCUCAUCUCCUCCUCGCCGGCAUCAUUCUCUCCCUCACUCUCACCAUCCACAUGUGGGCCGCACUCGGACGGGCAGCCGCUCCAGCUCCAUCGCCUACACAGCGUUCUCCCCACGGCCCUCCAUUUCACGUCACUCCAGUAUCGCCACCAACCCCCCGAUGGACCGCUCCAAACCCAAAGACUACCUCAUCCUCGCCAUCAUCGCCUGCUUCUGCCCUGCCUGGCCAAUCAACAUCGUGGGAUUCGUUUACUCCAUCAUGUCGAGGAACAGUCUGGAGCAGGGGAACAUCGACGGAGCGCGGCGUCUGGGUCGCGUGGCCAAGCUGCUCUCUGUGGUCUCUCUAGUGGGAGGAGCCAUCAUCAUCGUAGCAUGCGCAGUCAAUCUGUCAAUUCAUGUCAAAUACUGAGAGCAGUGAGUGUGCCACGGAAUCCAGCUUCACAUCAGACCACUGACCCGAACACCACGGCCCUUUAGUUUUGCCCCGCUGCUGCUGUGACGAUACGCGAUCGAUAAGCAGAAGACUUCGCUCUCUGAAAGAAACCUUGAUCUGCAACAUCCUUCAAACAGAUGGAACGAGAUGCUUCACUGAAAUCACACACAUCAACGAGAAAAGAGUAAGAGUUUUAUUCUCGCGUUCAUUCCUCGGCACUUCCUUGGAGUCUCUCACACCUGGACAUGAACAAGCCGGCAUUGAGGAGAAUUGCAGGUCAAGCCAAAGUACUUUUCCUUCUCCAGAAGCAGAAAAUGAGCCAAACAGAAAUACAGACAUGGGUUUGUCCGAUUACUCCAACCAGUGCAAAUCAACCGCCAGUUGUUCUGAAGAUCGUCAAGUGGCUCACAUGUGAUGAAGAGGAUCUCCUCAGUGUGAUCACGUCCUGAUUCGUUCAGCUUUCAAAACCUCUGAGAACCUGUGAGUAAAGAAGAGAGAUAUCUUAGUAACAAGAGUUAUAUUUUUGAUUUAUUCUCAUGUCCUUAUAUACUCUACACUUUUGAAAAACAUUUUUGAUUUCUUUUCUGCCAUCAGACAGCUGGAGUUUUAUAUCACGAUACUGUUAUAAUUAUUCUUUGUUUUUCAUUUAAAAGUGUCAAAUGCCAAUCAAAUCUUUAUUUUCCUUGCUCUCUUUUCAUUUGCCUUUAUCUCAAGAAAAUGUGACUGUUCUUGAAAGUUCUGCCUGCAGAAGAUGUAGCUAACAACCCUAAAAUAAUCCACAGCCCUUUUGAUAAAGAAUUAUGCAAGCGCUCACAGGCUAAAUGGAUUUUCAUCACAUGGUAAAAUAAUAGCCUUUCUAAAAACACACUGUGUCUGCUGCAAACCUUUGUAUUGAACCGUGUUGGUGGGUUAUUUAUAUACACUGUGUAAUCUGAAAUAUCUGGAGCUAAAUGUAGCCAAAUCACAACCGAAUCUUGCAAUAUUGUAUUAAUCAGCCAUUGUGUAUAUGAACCCAUCCUGUAGAUCCAAACGGGACAUUUGACUGCUAAUACCGAGUCUAUGAGCUUGUAUAUAAAGAGGAAUGUAAAUUGAUGAGAUUUGGGAUGUUGGGUUUGUAACGAGGGGCAGUGAUGUCAUCAUUCUCUGGUUGUGAAUGGAUGAAGCUUUUGUGCAUUUCACUUCUGUUUAGAUUCGAUGAUAUUGCAUAUGCUAGACUAGAGAAUUGUGAUAUGUGUAAUAUAUAUUUAUGGUAGGUCUAGUUGGUUAAAUCCAUGUAGUUAUUUAUAUCUUUUUUUUUAAAAUGGUUUAUAAUACAUUUUAUUGUUCUUAAUAUCUUUUGACUCAUGGGUCAUUUGACUCAUACGUCAGCAUUUUUGUUUUUUCAAUCCAUCCUGAUAAAAUGAUGAAGAGCUCAGAUGAAUUAAAUAUUUAGCUAAUACAAACAUUGUGCACUUAUUUUUGCAUGCAACCCAUCUUUCUCUAAUAUUUUGAUAGUCUUGUAAGCAGCACUCUUUCCCUCUAUGUAUCCACCGCAGGGAAACCGAAUAAAGCAUUCAAAAUAUA
Molecule: messenger RNA, 2595 nt
Organism: Carassius auratus (goldfish)
Lineage: Eukaryota; Metazoa; Chordata; Actinopteri; Cypriniformes; Cyprinidae
Product: proline-rich transmembrane protein 2-like
Exons: 5
Coding region: 346-1008 (220 amino acids)
Cellular component (GO): membrane
Source: RefSeq, a predicted model, not a curated record